CGGGGGCACAGCGUUCAUAUGACGUCAGAGCAUGUAAGGAACCCGGUGGCCGAGGGUAAAUAGUCUUAGUGACUCGGCGCUAAUUUUGAUUUGGGUUGUUUUUAAAUUACAGUUGUUGUUUUUAAAAAGUCAUCCUGUCACGCGAAUGCCGUCGCCGUUACUUCUGCUGUUGCCGUUGUGCGACCGGUAACGGUACAAGCCUCACGGGGCCGGCCGCCUCGACUGGAGAUCAGACAGCAGCAGCCCGCGCCGCUGCCACCACUGCAGCCACCGCCGGCGCCACCACCAUGCUGCGCCUGCGCUGCAAGAGCAAGAGCGGCACGCACGCCGUGGCGGGCCUGUCGGAGCGCUCGAGCCUCCGUGAGCUCCAGGCGCGACUCUCCGAGGCCACGGGCAUCGCGCCUGCCGCCCAGCGCAUCAUGGCCGGCUUCCCACCCUGCGACCUCGACUUGGCCAGGGCAGACGCCUCGCUCAGCGAGCUGCACGUCAAGUCCGGGGACACGCUUAUCGUGGAGGAGGACAUGGCGAGACGCAAGACGGCCACCCGCCCCAACGGCCUCCCGAGCCCCCGCGUGACCGCCGCCCCCGCCGAGCGCCACCGCUCGCCGUCGCCCAGAGGCCCCGCGGGUCAGCCCGCGAGCCCGGCCGCUCGCCCCGUCGCCCGCCCGCCGCCUGCCCAGCAGCCGUCGCCACCGUCGCCACCGUCGCCACCGCCGGCCCUGCCGAUGCGGCUCAGUCGGCACGUGGUUCCCGCCGACAACUCGUGCCUCUUCACGAGCGUGAGCUACGCGCUGGACGGGCCGGUGGCGGCGGCGCCGGCGGCGGCCGCGACCGCGGCCGGGCGCGCACGCGAGCUGCGCCGUCUGAUCGCGAGCGUCGUGGCCGGUGAGCCCGACACGUACUCGGAGGCGCUGCUCGGGAAGCCCAACGCAGAGUACUGCCGCUGGAUCGAGCAGGAGGACACCUGGGGAGGCGCCAUCGAGCUCUCCAUCCUCGCCAGGUUCUACGAGUGCGAGAUCUGCGUCGCCGACACGCAGACUCUACGCGUCGACCGCUUUGGCGAGGGCUCCGGCUACGCGCGCCGCGCGCUCCUCAUCUACGACGGCAUACACUACGACCCACUGGAGCUGUCUCCCGCCGACGGUGCUCCCCACCGCCCCCCACGGACGCUCUUCCCCACGACCGACGAUGUGCCGCUCGCGCAGGCCCAGGAGCUGGCCGAGGAAGCGCAGCGGCGCCGGCAGUUCACCGACCUGACGCGCUUCGCCCUGCGCUGCCUCGCCUGCCAGAAGGGGUUGACGGGCCAACGCGAGGCUCAGCGCCACGCCGAGGAGACCGGGCACCUCAACUUCGGCGAGGUGUAGGGCCGUCCGCCGCGUAAACCAGCAGCCCCGCCAGCUAACCGGCUAAGCCCGCCAGUUGGCCAGGCAGCUCACCCGUGCCUGUGCAUGCUCGCCUGCCUCCCCACCCCUGCGCUUAUUGGAAAGGACGAGGGCGCUGCCACAUUGCCAUCGCGGCCCUGCAUCCCCGGCUGGGGUUUGCUCCUGAGCAAUGAAAUGUGUGUGUUCUGGUGCUUUUGGAGAUCUCACUACCCUGGAAUUUAGGGUUUGCGGAGGCAGUUACGUCCGCGGCAGCGAGGAGCGCGACUGAUGGCAGCGAUGGCGACGUCGCUGAGGGAGAGGGAGGGUGGAGUUGCCGAUUGUGACGGUGCAAUCGGCAACUCCACGAUCGCCGUGUUGCGCCCAUGCCCUGCUGUUCCCUCGCCGUUUUCAGCGAUCAAUUCUUGACUUUGUCCCAAUUUCAGCUUUGGUUUUUUAAAAGUUUCUGUUGAGGCGUGUGCUUGGUGUGAAUCGGAUGAAAUUUGUCACGACGAGCUGUAAGAGUUGGACAAAGUCCAUGGAGGGGAGCUAGCAUUAAAAAAAUCAGGUGCGCGUCACCGUGCGCGAGUGCUCGAAAUCAGGUGCAGCUUGAAUGUCGACGGGUAAAUUAUAUUCAGGUACAUUUCACCCAAAGUAAACAUUUACAGCAGACGAGACAUCGGUGACCCCACAGCACAGUUCCCGUUCAUCCAUCGCGGGUCUCCCUUCAGCAGCAUCCAGACCGGAUCCCGCGCCGGCGAAAUGAGUGUGAGAUCUGAAGCGGUCUGGAGGUCUCGCACACUCAUCUAGUUUGUCACGUGACAGCACCGGCCUGGAUGAUGCAGCCCUGGCUUUUGAGGACCGCAGGAAGUGCUUCGGAAGACCGGGUCGACACAGCCAGCGCCUUGGCCACGUCGGCUCUCCGUGGCUGGUAGCGAACGCCCUCGGUUGGGGCGAACGUCAAUUCAAUCAAGCGGUCAAUUGACUUCAUUCAAAACCAGGUGAUGGCCCGUUGAGACGAAUGGGAGACCUGUGCUGCCGCGAAUCCGUUUCUUCGGCACCGCUCGUGAAAGUCGCACGUGCAACCGUGGUCUGACCUGCAGCCCAAGAAACCCGUGCUGGAGCGAGGCUGGCGGCGGCGACAGCAACAUCGGAGUCCAGUUCGGUGGCACCAGCUGCAGGAUCUCAGAUACCACUUGGCUGCCUCUCGCUUCGUUGCAAAUUACACAACCCCCCGCCUUAAUCACGUGUCAGACACCAACACCAAAGGUGUGUCAGUAUUGCCUCUCUCGGUGCCCCCCCCCAUCCCCACACUCGUUUGCUCGUCAUUCGUGUUAUUGUGCAGUUGUCGCAGUAUUUCUCGUAGCGCGACCCAUCGCGUCUGUCUGAAACGUGCGGCGUCGGGUUGGCGUGUCGACGAGGCUGUAAGCGCCAACGGGUUGGCCCGAGCAAGUGGGGAGCCUGCUGGUGUGCAGCGUAGCAGCACCAGCCAAUUGGAGACGAGCCAUAACCUUACACCAGAGGUCGCAACCAGGUACCCGAUACCCAUACCCUACCCGAUACCCGGCUACCCGUACCCGGCCAGGUACGGGUAACCGUUUGCGACCCUGGUGCAGCCGGGUACGGGUACAGGGUGGGCCGUGAGUCACUGGUGAGUCACCGUUUGUCACUCAUUUCCCAACGUCUUGUCUCUUCUCACAAUUCAAGUUCCUAGAAUCAACCCACCCGCGCCUGCAACAUGGCUUCAUCCCAGAGGUCGCAAUCGGGUACCCUUACCCUACCCGAUACCCGGCCGGUACGGGUAGCCGGGUAUCGGGUAGGGUACGGGUACCCGAUUGCGACCCUGGUGCGGCCGGGUACGGGUACGGGUAAGGAAUCAAAACCCGUUUGCGACCUCUGCCUUACACCCUUUAGCAACACUUGCCAGCCAGACAUGAAGUAUAACCCCAUGCAAUUAGCCAAUAGGAUUCUUACUAUAAUCACUAUAUACUUGCAUAUAAGGACCUGAAUAUAAUUGUAUACCUUUCCCUAACCUUAACAUUGGUACAAUGAUUGGGUGAGGUGCUAGGUUAGCUACUUAGGAUUAGAGGUUUGGUUCGUUUUUGGUUGGCGAGUGUGGUGAGGUGUAGUGCUAGGAUCUUGUUGUCGAUCUUUCUAGGUUUAAGGAUAGAAUCGCGGGAUGGCUGUUCUGGUUCGACUUCGGAUUAGUGUCUGGUAGGGUAGUAAAUUUAUGGUGAGUGCUACAGUGCUCGGAUCUAUUUGUCUAGGUUGUUAGGAUUAGGGCUAGAUGGCGGGUGUGGUUAGGGGUCGCACUAGCAUCAGGUUGGCUAGUUUACUAGACCCCUAUCAUUUUGCCCCCCCCCCAUUGUCAAUCGUGGCCUUGUCACUCUGUUCACUUUCACAUCCUACGCACUGAUCCGCGCGUUGUUGGCAAACGUUCCUUUUCAUCCGAAAUUUGGUGAACUUUUCCCCAACGUCUCCAAUCGGCCAAACCUCGGGUCAAAUCGCCCUGGCAGUGAUACAUUUCCGGUCGUGCCGUCAGACGCGAACCAUGGACCAUGGCGUUCACAGCGUCGUCGACAGCGGAAUGAAUUUUAAAUAGAUCCGCUCAGGAUGUCGGGAAUGUGUGCUCCCUCCCGCGCUGUCGUUGAACGCGCCGUGUCGCCGCUCGUUAUACCUCACCCGGGGCUGGAGUCCGGGCUCACGCAGCGCUGUGCGUGUGUGUUUUUAGAAUGUGCACCCACAAAAAAAAGAAUGCACCUCCGCUGGCACGUGAACGCAAGUGACGUCAUCAGCCGUGCCUGUCUUUUUUCGUGCGAGUUCUUUUCAGAGGGUCUCUUUCCUCCAGUUUUAUUCGGCUUGUGCCAUUGGCAUCACAUCAUGAGACGACGCAUCGAUUCAGAUACGUUGAUUUGUUAGCAAAACUAAAACUGCGGAAAAUUAUAAUAAAGUGAUUUUUAACUUGGAGCAGCGUCAUCAUGUUAACCCAAGCAAAUAUUAGUCCUCUAUAUAUUUUAGAAAGCAAGAUGUACCGGUGCCACUUUUGCAUGCUAGCCGGUCCCUCCAUUCCCAGAGUGAGAGCUGUGUCCGUAUUCUUGGUGUUAAAUCAAAGUCGCUUACUGUGGGUGUUGGACUCCGCCAAGGGUGCGUCUCGUCUCCACUCCUGUUUGUGAUUUUCAUGGACAGGAUAUCAAGGCGCAGCCGAGGUAUGGGGAGUGUUCAGUACGGGGGCAUGGAGGUGGCGUCGCCGCUUUUUGCAGAUGACGUCCUCUUUUCCUCAUCGUUCUGUGAUCUCCAGCGUGCACUUGAAUGGUUUGAUGCCGAGUGUGAAGCGGCUGGGGUGAGGACCAGCACUUCCAAAUCUGAGGUCAUGGUUCAUUCCUGGGACACGGUGGAUUGUGCUCUCCAAGUGAGGGGGGAAAAGCUGCCCUUAGUGGAGGAGUUUAGAUCUCUUUUGUGAGUGAUGGUAAGUGGGAGCGGGAGAUCGGCCAGCGGAACGGUGUGGCAUCUGCAGUGUUGCGGGCGCUGUACCGUUCCGUAGUAUAGUGAAACGGGAGCCGAGUUCUCGAACAAAGCUCUCGGUUUAUAGGUUGAUCUACGUUCAAACAGUAACCUAUGGUCAUGAGCUUUGGGCAAUAAAGGAUGAGAUCGCGUGGAUACAAGUGGCCGAAAUGAGGUUUCUCUGCAGGGUUUCCGGGCUCACUCUCCGUGAUUGGGUGAGGAGCUCGGUAAUCCAGAAGAGCCUCAAGGGUCGAGUUGCAGUUGCUCCGGAUCGAGAAGAGCCAGUUGAGGUGGUUCGGGCACCUUGCAAGAAAGCCCCCCGGUAGACUCCCCCUGGAACUCUGCCGGGCACCUCCCACUGAGUGAACACCCCGGGACCAGCCCAGGACACGCUGGCGGGACUAUGUUGCUCGGCUGGCCUGGGAACGCUCGGGAAUUCCCAAGGAAGAGCUGGAGAGUCCGUCGCCAGGGAAAGGGAGGUCUGGACCGCCUUGCUCAACAUGCUGCUGCCGUGACCGUCACCAGGACAAGAGGAUUGAGAAACUAACGAAGAAAGUGAGAUCGCAGUCAGAGUGAGCAGGAGGGGGACAAAUCCCAUGGAACCGGUGCAGUGUUGGUCCAAACAAAGAGCCAGUGGACAGGGCCUUCCCCAGGAAUGGUUCGGCACGGCCUGGGUGUACUCUUUAAUGGCCGUGGGAAAGUAGAACUUCGCACGCCUGCUUCGCCCGGAACAGAACCACGUGUUUUGCAACUUGUCGGCCACCAAGGGAGAGUUCCACUCUUUCUUAGUUUACAACAAGCAUGGUUUACACACAGCUUGUGCGUCUGUUUCUUAGCUUUACAAACCUUUUUUUAAAUUUCUGAUUUGUUUAGCAUAUUUAAACUACACCCGUGUUGCUGUAUUUGAAUAAAUAAAGAUUGACUUUGCUUA
Molecule: messenger RNA, 5790 nt
Organism: Lethenteron reissneri (Far Eastern brook lamprey)
Lineage: Eukaryota; Metazoa; Chordata; Hyperoartia; Petromyzontiformes; Petromyzontidae
Gene: YOD1
Product: YOD1 deubiquitinase
Biological process (GO): endoplasmic reticulum unfolded protein response; protein deubiquitination; ERAD pathway
Cellular component (GO): nucleus; cytosol
Molecular function (GO): cysteine-type deubiquitinase activity
Source: RefSeq, a predicted model, not a curated record